GAGAGUGGAAAAGGAAAAGUCAAAGCAGAACGUAUACAGGUGUAAACCGGGAAGUAACAAGUAAGCAAUAUCGGACUGUGUAAUUAUUACACAACAGCCUCCACCCAUCAACAGUGAUAACUGAUUUGUGCUAAACGAUUGGUUCUGUUACACGUGACGACCCUUCACUGCGUCAGUGAUCGUUUUUAUUAUAAAAUGGGUGCCCAUGUCUCGAGAACAGAUUUUGAGUGGUCGACUUCUGAUGAACCCCAUGCAUCCAGAAGGAAAGAAAUUCUUGAGAAAUACCCCCAGAUAAAAAAACUCUUUGGAUCUGACCCAAAUUUCAAAUGGAUUGUAAGUGUGAUGAUCACAGUCCAAAUGGCUAUGAUAUUUAUUGUUCCAAGAUUUCCAUGGCCUCUGGUGAUUGGCUUGGCUUAUUGUUUUGGUGGAGUCAUUAAUCAUUCUCUAAUGCUGGCCAUACACGAAAUCUCACACAAUUUGGCAUUCGGGCACGCCCGUCCAAUGGCUAACCGGAUCUUGGGAAUGAUUGCCAAUCUACCAAUCGGUAUACCGUUUUCGGUUUCAUUCAAGAAAUAUCAUCUUGAACACCACAGGUAUCAAGGAGAUGAAGAUCUUGAUGCCGAUAUUCCCACAAGUCUUGAAGCUAAGUUAUUUUGCACCACAUUCGGCAAAGUCGUCUGGAUGUUCUUGCAGCCCCUCUUUUACGCCUUUCGUCCCCUCUUUGUUCGUCCUCUACCGCCGAGCAUGACAGAGAUAAUUAACGUCAUUAUACAACUUUCUUUUGAUUUUACCGUCUUUUACUUCUUGGGUACGAAGGCAUUGGUGUAUCUACUCGCUGGUUCUCUUCUAGCCAUGGGCAUUCACCCUGUUGCUGGCCAUUUCAUAUCGGAACACUACAUGUUCGCCAAAGGUUUUGAAACGUAUUCGUAUUAUGGACCUCUGAACUGGAUUACGUUCAACGUUGGCUAUCACAACGAACACCACGACUUCCCGGCUGUGCCGGGUUCGCGUUUGCCGCAGGUCAAGGCCAUUGCUCCAGAGUACUAUGAGAAUCUGCCUCAUCAUAAUUCGUGGGUUAAAGUUCUGUAUGAUUUCAUCAUGGACCCUGCUAUUGGACCUUAUGCUCGAGUCAAACGCCGCAGUAAAGUUUCGAAGGAGGAAUAAUGCGUCAACCCCGUUGAGGAACUAGGCUCUCCAAGACUUCGUCAGGCGCUUUCCAUCUUUGCAGUUUGUACAAUCUCGCAAAUUGUUGUCUAAACACAAUUUGGCCUAGAGCUUGGUCCCGCGCAAAUGAAUGUCUUAUUGAGCCGUGGCCAGUGUCUGUAAAAGGGAGUAUUUUUGAACCGUUGUCUCCUAGGACCUUCUUUUCUUGUCUUCAUCCAUGUUGAAAAUGUUUAUAGUCUUCUUUUGGAGUGCUCCUUCUUGAGCAUUUUUCUGCGCUGUUUCGUUCGUCCUAUCGGGAAUUCAUAAUGCCUUUAUCUGUGACCUUUUGGAUCUGGAAACAGAAUUUGUUGUCUUGUGUAAUUGUUUAAUGUGCUCUGAGCAUUGGCGGCUGACAGCCCGACUGGUUUUUCUUAGAAGACGUCGUUGUACAAAGAUUUGAUCGGUUCAAAAAGACUGAACCGAGUAAUGGACCAUGCAAGAAGAAGAAAAAAUGAAAAGUAAUUCACAUUGAUAACCAGAGAUUAGCAUAAAAUAUCCAAAUUGUGUUACGGGAAUCUCGUCUAGCCUUGCAAAACUGCGUCACUGCCACCGCCUUCUUUUUUCAGCCUGUUACAACAGUCUGAUGUAUUUAACCAACAUAAUAGAACACAUCUAAUCUAGUUCAGAGUAUCGAUCAUGCGCUUGUCUCCCCUUGGUGUCAACCCGCAAAGCGCGUAUACUUAUCAUUUCCGUUUGUGAUGUGCGGCACCCUUAGAUCCAACCGCCCACUUCCCCCCCCCCCCAACAUUUUCAACACCCUGGGUGAGUGCCGCGUAGGUGUGUUUUUUUUCUCAUCUUUUUUUCUCUAAUCCUUCGUUCCCGCCUUCGCCCGAAGGGGCCAACAGCGCAAGUCUGUAGUUUGUGUCUUUUCUUAUGCCUAUACGUGCGUGUGUGUGUUUUGGUAUUCUAAGCACCCGGAGACCAAUACACAUCAGUUAUAACUU
Messenger RNA from Daphnia pulicaria, 2147 nucleotides. It is a transcript of the gene ifc, whose product is annotated as sphingolipid delta(4)-desaturase DES1-like. The record is from RefSeq and is a predicted model, not a curated record. Bases 196 to 1164 code for a protein of 322 amino acids. Gene Ontology annotation, cellular component: membrane. Gene Ontology annotation, biological process: ceramide biosynthetic process. The transcript has 8 exons. Gene Ontology annotation, molecular function: sphingolipid delta-4 desaturase activity. NCBI's taxonomy places the organism in Eukaryota, Metazoa, Arthropoda, Branchiopoda, Diplostraca, Daphniidae.